Messenger RNA from Cololabis saira (Pacific saury), 1360 nucleotides. RefSeq names its product isoprenylcysteine carboxyl methyltransferase (gene icmt). Gene Ontology annotation, biological process: C-terminal protein methylation. Gene Ontology annotation, molecular function: protein C-terminal S-isoprenylcysteine carboxyl O-methyltransferase activity. The coding region runs from base 9 to 884 and encodes 291 amino acids. The transcript has 5 exons. Gene Ontology annotation, cellular component: membrane; endoplasmic reticulum. Lineage: Eukaryota; Metazoa; Chordata; Actinopteri; Beloniformes; Belonidae. The record is from RefSeq and is a predicted model, not a curated record.
CUUCCAUCAUGGCAGGCAGUAAGUUGCUCCUGGAAGGCAGAGUGAGUGUAAAAGCUUUUCUUUUAGGUCUCAGCGUCGUUUUAAUCCCGCUGAUCAGAACCUGGUUCGGACACCUUGACUGGGUCUUUGACUACCUGACUGAAACUCCCGGGAAGAUCGCUAUUUGUGUGUACAUAGCGGUGAUCAACGGCCUGCUGCUGCUCACAUACAGAGGACCUCUGUACAAGGUUGCUGUGAGAGCCGGUUUCCUGGGAGUUACUUUUGGCUGCGGUUUGAUCAUAAGCUUCUCUGAAACCACGUGGACUCACUUUGGCUGGUACAUGUGCUCGCUGUCGUUCUUUCAUUACUCCGAGUACCUGGUGACGGCCAUCAUAAACCCCCGCAGUCUGUCCCUGGACUCGUUCCUGCUCAACCACAGCGUGGAGUACACGCUGGCCGCCGUGUCGUCCUGGGUGGAGUUCACGGUGGAGAAGAUGAUGGUUCCAGAGCUGAAGCAACUGAAGUGGCUGAGCGUGGCGGGCCUGCUCAUGGUGCUGUGCGGCGAGGGCCUGCGGAAGGCGGCCAUGCUGACGGCCGGCUCCAACUUCAACCACAUCGUGCAGAACGAGAAGGCCCACAGCCACGUGCUGGUCACCAGUGGGGUCUACGCCUUCUUCAGACACCCGUCCUACGUGGGCUGGUUCUACUGGAGCACAGGAACUCAGGUCAUGCUGUGUAACCCCAUCUGCAUCUUCGGCUACACGAUAGCCAGCUGGCGGUUCUUCCGGGAGCGGAUAGAGGAGGAGGAGCUCUCCCUCAUCCACUUCUUCGCCGAGGACUAUGUGGAGUACAAGAAGAGGGUUUCCACCGGGCUGCCCUUCAUCUCCGGCAUCCGAGUCAACUAGUCCCAGGAGCCGGAUGCUGGACGUAACGGAUUUAAAGCACCAAAGCAGGUCAGGCCUGGUGGGUGUGUGUCGGCUGCCGUGGCAGCUACCCUCCGGAGGUAAAACCUUGCAGCUGGCUGAGAGCCUGCAGCUCAGACACACCGUGGCAGCUGGGAGGGCGGCAGGGCAGUCGGGCCGCUUUUGUUUUCUACCAACCUCCAGUUAAAGAACCGACGACCUCUGCUGUACACGUAUUCCUCCCUCCAUCUCUUUCACUCCCGUCUGCCUGCAUGCUCCGACCAUCCCUCGUGUUUCACUCAUCGCCCGUCGUCUUCUGAAUGAUUCUGCUGGACUUUUUGAAAUCACGUCUGAAAUGAAUGUUCCCUGAAGUUAUAGUUGGAUUCACAAGGUCAACCGUUUCCUUCACGACCCGGAAGCCUGAAUCUGAAUUUAAUUCAUUUCCCUUUGGGGAAUAAUAAAGUUUUAUUUUAUUUUUA